Molecule: messenger RNA, 2552 nt
Organism: Wyeomyia smithii (pitcher-plant mosquito)
Lineage: Eukaryota; Metazoa; Arthropoda; Insecta; Diptera; Culicidae
Exons: 4
Coding region: 1802-2194 (130 amino acids)
Source: RefSeq, a predicted model, not a curated record
GAGUGAACUAUAUUGUUAUUCCAAGAUAUUUGCUAUAAGGCAAUCCACGGGUGACGUUUUUUUGCUUGUACGUUUGUUAUUGUUGCUGUUUUUCAAGCUGCAAAAUCAAAACACGACCAAAACCGGAAUCUUUUAAUGUCGGCAAUCAUAUCAAAAGUGAUUUUAUAUUGUUGUAUUUAGGAUUGGCACUCGCGAUACUAGGGCUACCGAUCGGAUAACAUUUGUUUUUCACGCUUCUGGAUCCGGAUUGCAUCCAAGUUGAGACCGAUCGAACGGAUCGAACAUACAUAAAGCUGUCAUAAGUUGAAAUCAGACUGAAAUCAGCUGAUCGCAACUGUCUCAUGGAUUGCCUUAUUGUUAUUUUCUGAGGUAUCAAUAAAUAAAACACGUAAUUUGAGAUUUGCGUUUCAAAAUACGCCAAAAGCUGCAUAUUUAACGUAUUUCUCGAACGCUUCAAUUUUGCAACUUUGAUUUAUUAGGCGUUAGUAGAUACCUUAAAAAUGCAACACUAGUAAACUGUUUGAAAUAAACUUAAUUGUCAAAAAACGUUUAACGAUUUCAACGACUAGACAAUUUCUCUCAUUAAAAUUCAACCAAAGAAAAAAAUCGUUCGAAAUAAGUUCGUUUCUUCCUGGAGUCAAUAAGUUCGUUUCUUCCUGGAGUCAAGAUGAAAGUACUGAGCAAUUUUCUCCCUUUUUGAAUAUCCGGCAUCAUUCAGAAAAAUCAGGACAAAUGCUAAAAUAUGAAAAAUAAAUCAGGACGCUCCAAAUGGUUCUCAAAAUCAGGACAUGUCCUGCUAAAUCAGGACGGAUGGUAUCCCUACCAAAAUAAUCUUCUCUUAGACCGCCCAAAUACGGAAAAGCGCAAGAAAUCCUUCACUUACCACGCCACAAAAUGUUAUAACGCAUUACCAAGACAUGUAAAGGAGUUAAAUAACAUAAUAAUUUUCAAAAACGCUGUAAAGUCACUGCUUCGAACGAAAAUCAACGCCCACCUUUGAAAAAGAAGAGUUAGACGAAAACUAAAGUUCAGUUGUCAAACUGCAUCUGCCAAUUCCUUCAAGACUAUUGAUCAGCGCCCCCUUGGAAGAGAACCAUCUCACUGGGGGUGCAAAUCGGAAAUUCAACCCACCACUAUCAACCAACCAUCAAUACAGACAAUAUUGUUAACUGUAAUCAUCAAUGUCACUUUUGGAAAUAAAUUGAUUAUUAUUAAGUGUCAUUUUGCGAGAAAAUGUGAAUAAAUGAUAAAAAAGUGCAAUACCAAAGCAUUACGUGGCUUUUUUUUUUUCAUUUAAAAACCUUUCGUAUACAAGGGUUAAGCGAUUCGGCUACGGAUAACGCAGCAGCGGUUGAGACUACCAGCUCAGUAAAAAGAGAAAUACUCAAGAAAUAUCGUUACCGUCGAGUAAUAGUAAACAAUACUACAAGCUUUUACUGUGAAAGCCAGCACAAAAACAACAACGAACUUCCCAUUCAUAUUUUCCCAGGCGAUUUCGCACAAUCUUCAACGGCGAUAGCAACGAAUCGCGUGGCGUUUGUGAUUGAUAUAAGGUGAGACUGUGGGUUCGGUUCGGUAGCGAAGAACUUCGAUCGACCUCUCCCUCUUUCUCUCUUCUCAUUUUUCUGCAGUGUGGUCACAAGCUCAACCCAACACGCGGCAAAAUAGUUUCACCUGUGAUCUUUCAGUGUUCGAUUUUGUUCGUCAACGUUUGUUGGCUCUUAGUGGUGCUUGGCAGUCGAUUAUAAUAAUUUUAUUCCGCAUCUCUUAAAUGACAAGAAAUUAAACGAACUCAAAUGAAAUGUUGUUCUACGGUUCGAGACUAGUUAAGUUUUUACUUUCGUUGGCAGUUUUAUUGGUGUUGACUCAGGCUGCUCCAGUUUACUAUAAGAAGGUAGAUAGUCAAAAAUAUGAACCUGACUGGGUGGCAGUAUCAUCAACCGUCAUUCCUCUUGCCGAAUAUCGUGUGAGCGUGGGCGCCGGUGAAGGACCUAAUGGUAAAUCAUCGGCAGCAUUGGUGCCGGAUGAAUACAGGCGAGCCUAUUUGAGACACAAAAAGUUGACGGCGGCUAACAAACUAAAACUGCAAACUGACAAAUAUGGCGCAAAAGUAGCGGCACAGGUUCAAGAGGAUCCCGAUACACUCAUCACAGCACAUAAGAUAUUUUAUGAAAAGAAGCAGACUGGGCAUUGAAGAGGUUGAUAAAAUCAAGUGACGCGUCUGUUGCCAAGAACUAGCUUUUUAAAUUUGUCAUUUUUGAUUUAGGUACAAUGUAUCAUUCUGUUUUUAAUUAUUUUUAAGACUUCUGAUUAUUUACUACUGUAAACUUCCAUUGCAGCCAUUUAAUAACAUUACAUUAGGUAGAGCAAAUAAGUCUGCUGUUUUUUGCUUACAAACCAAGUUUUAUUACACAUACUAAAUGGGCGAUGGGAUUCGCUAAAAUAUAUCACUUUGCAGAAAAAUUUUACUCUUCUUACAAAAGGUAUGAGGCCACUUUCUCUUAAAUUGUAUAAACUAAGAAACUACCAUUUAAAGUAUUCUUGCAUUGAAU